Scaptodrosophila lebanonensis is the source of this 1405-nucleotide messenger RNA. RefSeq names its product lysosomal aspartic protease. The record is from RefSeq and is a predicted model, not a curated record. Gene Ontology annotation, biological process: cell death; proteolysis. Gene Ontology annotation, molecular function: aspartic-type endopeptidase activity. The coding region runs from base 1 to 1185 and encodes 394 amino acids. Gene Ontology annotation, cellular component: lysosome. The transcript has a single exon. Lineage: Eukaryota; Metazoa; Arthropoda; Insecta; Diptera; Drosophilidae.
AUGUACAGUUUGUUGAAGCUGCUGCUGCAGUUGCUGACAUUGUUGUUGUUGGAUGCUGCAGAGCCCCGUCUUCAUCAACGGCUUUUCCGAGUGCCACUUCGCCGCUUUCCAUCUGCACGUCAGCGUUUCGAGCAGUUUGGCAUUCGCAUCGACAAACUAAGGCUGAAGUACAGUGUCGUGGGCGUUCAUAAGGAGCCGCUCAGCAAUUAUCUAGAUGCCCAGUACUUCGGACCUCUUACCAUUGGAACGCCACCGCAAAAGUUCAAUGUCAUUUUCGACACGGGAUCUGCCAAUCUGUGGGUGCCCUCGGCCACGUGUGCCUCGACCAUGUUGGCCUGCAUGAUACACAGUCGGUACAAUGCGAAACGCUCGAGUAGCUAUCGGCCAAAUGGAGAGCCCUUCGCCAUACAUUAUGGUUCUGGGAGCCUGUCUGGUUACCUGUCGCGAGAUACAGUCCGUGUGGCUGGAUUGGAGAUAAAAGAACAGACUUUCGCAGAAGCAACAAAAAUGCCCGGUCCCAUAUUCUUGGCGGCUAAAUUCGAUGGCAUUUUCGGUCUGGCCUAUCACAGCAUAUCUAUGGGCAACGUAAAGCCACCCUUCUACGCUAUGAUGGAGCAGCAUCUACUGGCGCGACCUGUUUUCUCCGUUUAUCUGAAUCGAAAUUCCAGGGAACGGGAUGGUGGAGCACUCAUCUUUGGCGGCUCGGAUCCGCGCCACUAUCGUGGCAACUUUACUUAUGUGAUGGUCAGCCAUCGCUCCUACUGGCAGGUUAAGAUGGAAUCAGCCCAUAUUAAUACGCUCCAUCUAUGCCAGCACGGCUGUGAGGUCAUCAUCGAUACAGGCACCUCAUUCCUGGCGCUGCCCUACGAGCAGGCAAUUCUGAUCAAUGAGAGUAUAGGCGGUACACCCUCCGAAUACGGCCAAUACUUGAUACCAUGCGAUUCGGUAUCCAAGCUGCCGGUCAUGUCCUUUCGACUGGGUGGACGCGUGUUUCAGCUGGAGGGAAAGGACUACAUAUUCACGGAUAUGUUCCGAGACAAAACAGUCUGUGCCUCGGCUUUCAUAGCCGUGGACCUACCGUCGCCCAGUGGCCCACUUUGGAUACUGGGCGAUGUUUUUCUCGGCAAAUACUAUACAGAGUUCGACAUGGGCAAUCAUCGCAUUGGUUUCGCCGAUACCAAAUGAGGGAUGUGUAGUCACUGGGGAAAAAUAACUCAUACGCCAUGUGGUGCAGAUAUAGCGUUUAUGUUUGCUUUCGUUUCUUGUUGUUUUGGGUUUUAUUUUGGCACUCAUUAAAUGGUUGUCAUAACAAAAAAUUCGUCUGAAGUUUCGGGCUGUCAUAAAUUUAAACGAGCCACCCUCGAAAAACCAAAGAAAGCGAAAAUAAAGAAAGCAAACCAAGUAA